This is a messenger RNA of Galleria mellonella (greater wax moth), 4527 nucleotides long. RefSeq names its product E3 ubiquitin-protein ligase goliath (gene gol). Lineage: Eukaryota; Metazoa; Arthropoda; Insecta; Lepidoptera; Pyralidae. The coding region runs from base 851 to 2200 and encodes 449 amino acids. The record is from RefSeq and is a predicted model, not a curated record. The transcript is spliced from 12 exons.
CGAAACGAAAACAAAGCAAGCAAAUCAAAUCGUUUUGAAAACGGCAGUGAAUGAGACGUGUCGCGUUGUCGUCGUGAGCGUGAUACUGUGCGUUCGCUGUUAUUAUACAGCGGCUUGUUUUGUUGUUGCUUAAUAAAAAGGAAUAAUAGUCUUAAAUCUCUAUAAUUUGCCAAUAUUUUUGUGUCUACAAGAUUCCUUUGAAUUGUUGGCUAACUAGCAUGAAUAUUUUCGUAACACAGACUAAACCAACAUAAGUGGUUUGUUUCUAUUAAGUGUGCACGAAAUUUUAUAAUCUGGACGAAGAUAAUUUCAACAGCUGUUUGGGCAUAGUAUGCUUCAUAAUUUGCCUGCUGCAGUCAAGUUCCUGGACGGUUAUGGGGCAGCAAUUGACUAUAAGCCAACCGUUAUAGAGUACAAAGAAAGGCAAAAAAUGCGGGAGCCGGCAUCGGCGAUAUCAUGACGAAAACCUGUGCGAAUUAACAGUCAGACACAUAUAGUAUUGGCAGGUUUCGAAUUAGGCUUCGACAUUCGUUUUUUUUUAAUAAAUCGCUCCAAGGCGUACUAAACAAAUAGUUGUGAAAUAUUGAUAACGUUAAAUUAUCGCAUAUUAUUAUCUCGACUAAAUCCAUAACGACUGUACGCGUUAACCGAUAACAGUUGAUAAGUUGUGCCGAUUUUGAACAGACGUCGUUCAGUGUCGCGCUUUCGCUGUGAAAAGACGUGUCAUAUAGUGUGCUGUUAACGCUCGGUUUAAUGUUUAGGAAUACUCUGACUAUUAGUCGGUGGGGACCAAGCAGAGACGGGCUAAAUUGUGUAGUGCUUUGUUUAAAACUGUGAGUGGUUCCAAAACAUGCGUUCUGAAGAAUUUUGGUGUAGUCUGGCCGCAUUGGGCUGGUUUACCGCUUUCGUUGGAUGCCAUGCUCCGGGAAGCGAGCUGGAGUCCGUCAGGUAUGGCCCGGCCGAGGAUCGAAUCGACACGUUCACAAUUGCAAAUAUCAACUUGACAUACGAGGACGAGCAUGGUGGUGUCUAUACGGAGACAUCAGAGUCCGGCAAGUACGGGGAGGGGUACAUUGGCUCGUCGCGAGGUGUGGCAGUCCACGUCCGUGCCAAAGGCCCUGGCGGGGAGCGUGACCACUCAGGCUGUACGUGGCCACUAUUGUCCGUGGACGCGCCCAACGAUCCCCUCCCGGAGGAGCCCUGGAUCGCUGUUAUCAGAAGGGGCAACUGUAACUUUGAAAUUAAGGUUCAAAAUGCUUGGCGGGCGAACGCAAGCGCCGUAUUGGUGUACAACGACAGAGACACCACACUCCUUGAGAAGAUGAAGCUAUCAUCUGACAACGGACGCAAUAUAAGCGCCGUGUUCACAUACAAAUGGAAGGGAGAAGAGAUCACGCGGCUCAUCGACAAUGGCACACGAGUUAUGAUAGGUAUCACGAAGGGACGCACUUUCGCCAACGUUGGAAACAACAUAAACAAGACGUCGGUUCUGUUCGUGUCGAUCUCGUUCAUCGUGCUGAUGGUGAUAUCAUUAGCGUGGCUGGUCUUCUACUACAUUCAGCGCUUCCGAUACAUACACGCCAAGGACCGGCUCUCUAAACGGCUGUGCUGUGCUGCCAAGAAAGCGCUGUCCAAAAUACCUGUAAAGAGUUUAAAGACUGAUGAUAGAGAAGUACAGGGCGAUGGCGAAUGUUGUGCUAUAUGUAUAGAGCCAUACAAAGUCUCUGAGACGCUUCGAUCUCUUCCUUGUAGACACGACUUCCACAAGAAUUGCAUAGAUCCGUGGUUGCUGGAGCACAGGACGUGUCCCAUGUGCAAGAUGGAUAUACUCAAGCACUAUGGUUUUGUGUACACGGGUAGUCAAGAGAGCAUCUUACAACUGGACGUGGAGGAGGCGAGAAGUCGAGCGCUCAGUCCGGCCCGUAACAGGCAUCCGCUCACCUUGCUAACGAGCGACAACUCAUACGAGGAGGCAACGAGCGAGCGCAGCAGUCGCGCGUCGUCGCCCGACGAGUUGGUGCCGUCGCUGCGCGGUUGCGAGCCCGCCGCCGUUUCCGCUUCCGCUUCCGCUUCCGGCCAUGCCUCGAGACACGCAGACUCGCGGUGUGGACACGCCACUAGAUCUUCAACACCUAGCGGAUCGCGGCCGGAGAGUUCGAGGCAACAGGCGGCCUCGGCUAGCUCGGCGGCUCGCGACUGAGUCGAAACUGACUACCCACCGUCGUGCCAAACUACGCCUAAGUUGUGUGCGGAGACUGACGGAAUGCGGCACUAUGUGAUUGCAAGUGAAGUGCGCGGUCCACACGAGUGAUGUGUUCAUAAAAAUAUAUUAGAAAAAAAAAUACUCAAUAAAGAAUGAACUCUUUGAAAGUGAACUUCCAGUGGAUGUAUUCUUCCAUGCAUGGAUGACACGUGAUAUUUCUAUUUUUAAGGACAAUAUAGUUUUUUUAUCGGUUAGUUACGCUGGUAGAUAGGAAUCCGUGACUCCGCCUAGUCAACGAAGUAGUGUUUGCCUACCAGUAUGGUAAGCUUGCAUGCCAUUUAGUACCACCAUACAAAUUAUACGAACUGUUUGCUAUAUAUAUUUAUAGUUGAAGUAAUGGUAAUCUUUCUGUAGAUUCCUUCACUUCACUAGUGAAUACAAAUUACCAACGGAUAUUACAAAUGUAUUCCUUUUUGUUUUGCAUUAUACACGUGUAUGUGUGUCAUACAAUUGUUGUAAUGUUAAAUAUCUUAUAAAUUCAAUUUGCAAAAUGUUUAAAAGAAAUAUAUGUAAUAUUAUUACAGAUUUGAUCAAUUUAGGUUCUUUUUUGUGUAAAAUAGAAAUGGCAAGAAGAAGAUAGGUGGUAUUUCGUGACUGCUGCUCUAUGCCGCGUAAAGAUCAGCCAGGCGUGCUGGAGAAAUGUUAAUAGUGACCUAAACAUACUGAUAUCACUUAUCGUAACCUUCUUCAAACAAUACUUUAAGUAUAUGGUAAAGACAGUGAGCUCAUUGUCAAAAGGUGUAUAUAAAUAAUUUUACAUAAACACUGCCUUUAGUUCCAAAAAGCGAGCCACUGUACUUAAAUUGGUUCAUGAUCUCAUUUGUAUCUUUUAACGAAAAUAUUGUGUACAUAUUAAUGCUUGUAAAAUACGGUUGUGGUGGCCCUACCUUAUUUUCCUAAGUAUAAGAGGUUCUCUCAUAAAUAUAUUUAGCGGGGCGAGACCAUGCCCACCGCAAAAAUGUCUGGCGCCCAUCCUAGAAUGCGAGCGGAGCUUUUAGCUAUGCUCAAAGACAUGUCUAAGUUUAUAUUUGGGCUAUUUUAAGCCCCCUCCGCCCCUAAAAUAUAGACCUAUUAGGUCGGCUAAUACGCCAAUGCCAUCGCGUGGUAACUGAAAUAGUCGCGCGGAGCGACCAAAGCAAUCGUUACAAUGCUGUGAGAGCUGUGUCGAAUUUCCGUCCAUAAUAAUAUACAAAUUAUAGUUCACUAUACCUGCAUUGCUUUUAAUAUCUUCCAUUCAAUAAAAAUAUAUGGCUAAAAAUCUAGGUACACGAUGGACAAUUUCUUCUAGAACAAAAUUUCCGUUUGUGUUAACUGUAUAAUUACAGAACACGUAUUGUUGCGCGCAAUUUUAGAGGCUUUUCUAUUAAAAAUAAACUAAAUAAAGACAAAUGUUUCACGUCUGCGCAGACCAGUAUACUAUAAAUGUGAACAUUGUAACGAUGCGAGGAAAACUAAUCCUUAUGUUUAUUAGAUAGAAAAUAAUAUUGUCAAUGUAGAUAGGGAAUUAAUAAUGAAAUAUUUUGGAAUUUAUCGCGAUUCACUGUUUCAUUUACUAAUUUGUUCUGUAUUUGUUGUAACCUGAUUAACGUAGAUCGUUAUAAAGAAAUGAACGGCUAGGAUAUAUGUUUUAUUUAAUAAUAUACCUACGUAUACAAUUGCUGGACAUGAUUGUGCACAAUUUAAUAAGAAAAAAUAUAUAAAUUUUACAAAGGGGGCCAUUGCACAGUAUGGUUAGUUAAAGCUUUCACUAAGAUUUUAGUUAUUAAAAAUUUAUCUGUUGGUUUUAUCAAGCUCUUACAUUUAAAUGAUUCAUAACACCGAUCUACUCCGAAGACAAUAUUCAGCUUGUUCGGUGCCUUUGUGAAACACAUGCAAAUAAAAUUGCGAAACAAACGCGGUCAACUACUUGCGUUCUAUUAAUAAUAGUUUUAUAAUCUAGUCUGAAAUUGUGUCGCUUUUAAAUUCAAUUAUAAGAAAUACUUAAUUUUAUUUUUAUUGAAUUGUAUUUAAAAGCGAUUUCAUACAUUCAAACUUUAUUUUUAAGUAACAAAUUAUGUUUAGUGUAAGCGAGCAUUUAAGUUAUUUACAGUACACUACAGUACUUAUAUAGGAAAUCCGUUGGAUUCUAUAAUAACAAGGAGACUGGUAUGUACUUUAUUAACUACAUAUAAAUAAUAUUUACAUUCCCUUCGUGAAAUGUUCUAAUGUACUUGGUGUACAACAAGUGUUGAUGAUAAAAAAUAAAAACCAAUACAGUAUUGAAA